Messenger RNA from Pieris napi, 1872 nucleotides. Its product is annotated as monocarboxylate transporter 13-like. Bases 117 to 1514 code for a protein of 465 amino acids. The record is from RefSeq and is a predicted model, not a curated record. NCBI's taxonomy places the organism in Eukaryota, Metazoa, Arthropoda, Insecta, Lepidoptera, Pieridae. Gene Ontology annotation, molecular function: monocarboxylic acid transmembrane transporter activity. Gene Ontology annotation, biological process: monocarboxylic acid transport; transmembrane transport. The transcript has 9 exons.
UCGUCUUCAAAGUCUGGAAAGUUAUGUUUUAAUUUAAUAAUGCACAUGUAAUUGUUUAUAAUAUUAUAUUAUAUAUAUAUUAUUGUUAUAAUAUCUGUGUCGUGAAAUAAAUAAUAAUGGAUGAAGCCUUUGCGCAUUUGGAAGGAAAUAAACAAGGGGAUGGAAAAAAGGCAACUGUUGCCCCAGAUGGGGGUUGGGGCUAUGUUGUGUGCAUUGGUGUUGGAUUUACAUUUAUGCUUGGGUUCGGCUCUUCCAAUGCCUUUGGAAUUCUCUUCAAUAGUUUUUUCAUGGAACAAGACGGUGCUAGUGGUCUUCCUCUAGUCAUAGGUGUAUAUAAUGGUGCCUUAUCAAUUGCAGGGUUUUUAAGCGGCAUAGCCCUUAAGAAGUAUUCGUUCAGACAAGUCGGGUUAGUCGGCGCUGGAUUGUUCGUCUUAGGAGAUAUACUGACAAUAUUUGUACAAAGGACAUAUCAACUAGUGUUCACAUUUGGAGUUAUACGAGGUGCUGGUUUCGGUGUUAUGAUACCAGUUAGUUUUACAGCAUUCAAUUGUUAUUUUACAAAGAAACGCACUGCCAUGAUGAGCGCCAACCAGACAAUGAGUAGCAUGGCAUCCAUCACGUUUCCAAUUCUAGUAACUUUUCUACUAGCGGAAUAUGGCUUUCGGUGGACGCUUGCGUUAGUAAUGGCUAUAGAUCUUCAUUUAUUAUUCGCAAUGAUUGUGAUGCAUCCAGUUGAAUGGCAUAUGAUUAAAGCGCCUGAAGUUAAAGAACUCUCAUCACAUUGUGACGUUAACAGUGUUAAAAAUAAAUCCGAGUCCUUUGACGAAGCUGUUAUAAAAAUGUUGCCAGAUGAUGACGUCAUUGAGAUUAAGAAAUCACCUCUCCGUCACGAGUCGAUCCAGAAAAGCAUUAUAAAAAUAAUAUAUGACAACGUAGAACUUGAUCUCCUAAAGGACCCAAAAUUCGUCAGUACCUUGGUGGGCCUUGGAUUUGCCUUCGUCUCAGAUGUCACCUACCUAGCCAUGGAACCGAUGCUCUUAUUCUCCUAUCAGUAUUCCAAGAUGCAAGUCGCAACAUGUGUAAUGGCUGGGGCGAUUGCUGAUUUGGCUGCUCGAUUUUUCCUCGCAGUAUUCACUUAUUUCUACACUGUCGACAGUAGGAAGGUUUUCUUUGUGGGCACAUUUAUAACGAUGAUUUUAAGAAUUGUUCUCAUACUGUCAGAUAAUAUAACGUAUGUCUUCGCGAUAACGAUAAUAUCUGGCCUCGUGAGGUGUUCUGUCCAAGUGCUGUUUCCACUUGUGCUGGUAACAGCUGCUCCUGACAGAUUUCCAGCAGCUCUAGCCCUCCACAUACUAUUCUCUGGAUGUCUCAUGUUGAUGGCGGAUCCUAUGAUAGGUGUAAUAUACGAAGCAACGGGGAGUUACGUGAACUGUUUCAUAGCAAUGAGUUUUUGCUGUUUAGUGUGUAUUGUUUUAUGGACUGUUGAGUAUUUUGUCUAUCGUAAGAAAGCGUAAUGGUGACAAAAAUCAGGAAGGAAAUGAUUUUAAACUUUUUUAUUUGUGUAGUUUGUAUAUGCUUAUUUAAUAUUUUCUUAAUACGUUUAAAUCAUAGUUAAAGCCCGACCAAUAAAAUAAAAACCCUGCUCGGGCUAAAUUACCUUUGAUGAUAGCAACACUAAGUUAGUCAAACACUUGCAAAUUGACAUUUAACACAUCCACAGAGUCCUUUAGACUUUAUUUCCAACAAACCCUUUAUAUAAAUAACAUUCCAUAACUGGCUUUUAAUAUUUUUCGGCAUAACUCUUAUAACUCAUAAUAUCCAUGAAUUAGAGCACGAUUCGAAUCGACACCACACCACACUUUGACAGAUGAC